CUGGAUGAAAUAAAAAACAGGAGGAAUUAUAUAUAUUAACGCUACCAAUUUUCUUUAAACUGUGCCAGUUAUUUGAACGAAUAUGUGGAAGAAUAGUCGAGGGAAGAGUUGAUGAAGGCAAUCCUUUGUGUUUGUGUAUCUCCUUUGCUAUUGUGGUAAUGACUAGGUGGCUAAAAUUUAGAUUUCUAAGAAAUCCAGAACUGCUUUGGUUUAACAAUAAAUAUAGACCAUCAUGUAAUUCAUUUAUAUGUCCUCAUACAUGUAAACCAGUUAAGUUUGUGUACAAUGAGAAACAUUUACACUCAACCAUCAGUCAUGGUGGCAUUUGCACUCAACCAUCAGCUAUCUGGAAGAAUAGAAACCAGUACAAUACAUCUGGUUUCAGAAAGUUCUCUACAUACCGGUAUUCAAGAUUUCUUAUCCAAAGAAGGGAGGUUCUCAUUUUAAUCUUUGCAGGGAUAAGCGGAGGUGUUCUUUAUGGAUGGAGCAAGAAACUGGAAAAUGAUAGACGUGACAAGGAAAUGGAAGAGUUGGACGAGAUGAUGAAAAUUUCUCAGGAGUCACACAAUAGUGGGGGAAAACCCGAACUGACUAUCAAGUUGUACAAGGAAGCAUUACAAAGAGUGAAAACACUCAUUGGUUCAGAAGUAAAAUCUCAUCAACGAAUGUCGAUUUUAACGACUAAAUUUGUUUUUAUCAUUGAUCAGAUAGCCAAUCUACUUCACAAUCUGGGGAAGUUGGAUGAGGCUGAAGAUUAUUACAAGCAAACUAUACAGGCCUUGAUAUCUCAUGGUACAGAAAAGGACGACCAUUCAGUCAUUGAAAUUUCUUUAAAAUUGGCCAGCAUUUACGCUGAACAGGGAAGGCAUGAACUUGCAGAAAAUGGCUUUACAUGGUGCGUUAAUAACGCAAGAAAGAAAGUGCCAGAUGAUGGGAAAUGUGACAUAAAUAGUUUAGCUCUCCUUGGUAUAUGCCUUGAAAGCUAUGGCAAAUAUCGUAUAUCACAAAGAGACGCGAACAAAGCAAUUACUCUAUUCACAGAAGCGUUGGAAAUAUCGAGAAAAGUGUUUGGAAGCAAACACCAGCAGGUAGCUAUGCUACUGAAUAACUUGGCAGUCGCAUACAAUGAAGCUGGAGAUACAGACAUGACCAAGACGUUAUUUCAAGAAGCAAUCGUUGUCGGAAAAGAAUCGUUGUCUGACGAUCUGUGGUCUUUUCAUUUCAAUCUCGCUAAUAUUUUAGUCCUGGAUGGUGAUUUAGAAAGUGCCAAAAUUGAGUAUGAGAAAGCCUUGGAAAUAUGUCAUGAGGACAAUGUUAAGUCUAGUAUAAAAGAUCGGAUAUCCAAACUACCAAUGGUAUAACAUACUACUGUUGGCAGUGGU
This is a messenger RNA of Dendronephthya gigantea, 1382 nucleotides long. RefSeq names its product tetratricopeptide repeat protein 19, mitochondrial-like. Gene Ontology annotation, cellular component: mitochondrial inner membrane. The transcript is spliced from 9 exons. Gene Ontology annotation, biological process: mitochondrial respiratory chain complex III assembly. The record is from RefSeq and is a predicted model, not a curated record. Gene Ontology annotation, molecular function: protein binding. Bases 159 to 1361 code for a protein of 400 amino acids. Lineage: Eukaryota; Metazoa; Cnidaria; Anthozoa; Malacalcyonacea; Nephtheidae.